Messenger RNA from Naegleria fowleri, 2925 nucleotides. RefSeq lists its product as uncharacterized. The transcript has a single exon. Lineage: Eukaryota; Heterolobosea; Eutetramitea; Acrasida; Naegleriidae. The record is from RefSeq and is a predicted model, not a curated record. Bases 1 to 2925 code for a protein of 974 amino acids.
AUGAUGAAGGUCCGAGAGGCACUUCAUACCACAGAAUCAUACGGCAUGAUCGUAUUGGAUCCAACACAAGAAUUGCCUUCCUCGACGUCCGAUGAAGAAUGUCCAUCAUGGAUGUUGAUUGCGGGUAAUGUCUCGGAAUCAUUCACUUGCUGUGAUGAACCACACCAUCAUCAAGAACCUCCUCCCUGUACAACUACACAACCAAGCCUUCACUCAAACAUUCGUGGUGAUUUAUCAGAUCUACCCAUGGAGGUAUUAGGGCAUAUUUGUAAAUACUUGUUGCGUGAGAGAGUCUUUGGAAAAGAGCUAGCCAAUGAUCUUUUACCUUUAUUGCAUACUAAUAAGACACUUCAUGACAAGAUUUACUACAAUCCGUUCAUUUGGAAUGAUGUACAAGCGGAUUUGCAUCACUUUGUGGCCUCUUAUAUGCCUGAGGGUAAUUAUAGUACGACUUGUUUUUCAGUGUUGUGUGACGAACGAUUUAAAAACACUGAUUUUGUUAUUGGAAGAUUUAAUGGACAAUUCGCUUACUAUUAUUCAGUAGAAUGUGAAAUGACAGAAAUGUUUUUCUCGUUUGUUGAAACCUUGUGUGACGCGAGUAGUCUGAUUCAAAACAUUAAGAUGCCACUUCCAUUAAUUUCUUCGUAUUCUCCACCUACAUGUUCUCCUUCCAUUUCUUUCACAAAUUUCAUGACCACUAACGUAUUAUCAACCCAUACCUCCUCAAAGACAACCACAGACCUUCCAACUUCAAUCAAUACCAUCACCAAUGCUAGGAACCACAGUGAACCCAUUCCUCUUCUCAAGAAAUGGGUCACACAUUUUCCCAAUGCCAAAUCACUCUCAUUUGUCUCCUCUAAUGAAUGUGUAGAAAAUGCACGACCUAACGAUUUGGUGCCAUAUGUUCAAGAUUUAUCAUUUUACCAUCACAAUUCAUGUAAAUUCCAAUCGCUUCAAGGUAUUCAAGUAAGCGGAAGCGUGAAUGGAUUUGAGCGCUUACUCAAGGCUCAUUCAAGUGAAUUACAAUCACUUUCUGCUCUGUCUGUAUUCUCAUUUACCACAAAAUCAAAGCAUCAAGAAUUACAAAAAAUUGAAACAAUUCUACAACAAUGUUCGAAUAUUAGGAGGGUCACAUUGGAAAAUCCCAUCAUUGUAGAGCCCGAUAAUUACAAUCUAUUCAUGAAACUUUCAUCGAGAUUAACAUCUCUAAGUUUGGAAGUGUCAUUUUCUUUUUUAGCAGAAGGGAAUGAUUGGAAAAACCUUUGUCACUCACUGACUAACUUGAAAAAACUCAAUUUAAAUAUUGGUAGUUUUGGAAAUGGUGAUUUCGUGACACCCAUUACGGAGACAUGUAGCACGCUUAAAUUUUCCGCUCUCACGGAUGGAAUUCCCCUUCCAAAGAAUAUUACACACUUGGGAUUGAGUAAUUUUAUGGACUCGCCAAUUUCAAUCAUUUUGGAUGGCUGUGAGUUGUCCAAGUUGAUAUACUUGCAUGCAUACAAGGUAUUACUGUCUGUAAGCCCUCAACAACAACCAUUUCCACACUUGGAAACCUUUGAAUACAUGACAGAGAUGAGAGAUUGCAAUGAACGAAGGGUGAUACAAUUUUGGAUGGAACAACACUUGUCUCUCAAGAAAUUUUCCUAUCAAUACGAUUGGGAUAACGGAGAAUUUGCAUUGUCAAAUUCUGACAAAACUCUCCUCAUUAAGCGACAUCCGACUCUCCAUAGACUCAAACUUGCAUGUGACAAGAGUGAUGUUCACAUUGAACAUGCUCCGAGUAUAGUCUCAAUUAUUGGAGUUCCGAGUUCUCUCAAGUUGAAUGGAAGUCAUGUUCAAAAAUUAAGCUUCAACAUUUGCAAUACUGGAAAUGUACCAAGCUUACACAAAACCUCUAUCUAUGACAUUACCCUCAAGCAAUGUGACUUGUUUGCUGUGGAGAUUGGUAAGAAUAUUGAUCUUUCACACCUCAAGUUUAACUCGAGCUUUAUAAUUCUUCGAAAGGCUCAUUUGACCUUCUCCGAUUCGAUUCGCGAUCAUCAAGUAUUCGACGUUGCCAAUAUUUUACCCAUGCACUCGGAAACUCUCUCACUGGAUGAAAUGAAAAUUAAUUUUCAAGACAAGCUUCCGCUAUUCCUCAUUGAACGCUUGUCGAAUACUCUCUGUCAAUUUAAUUCUAUCAAAGAGUUCACAGCAUAUUUUGCAUGGUUAAAGACCACUAUUCGUGGAUUCUCUUCACAAUUUAAAACCUUAAAUGUCUCCAAUUUUUUGGACGUCACCACCUAUUUAACUAAGGAUGAAAAGAAUUGCAGACAAAUCUCGAAUCCACAUAUGUCUUUCUUGAAAGUAGAGUCUGAAGAACUUGGAGACUUUACAACUAUUUCAUGUCCAUCCAUGACUCAACUGUUAUGCACAAGUUUGAAUCUUAAAUAUUCCCCACAUGCAAAGCCAUCACGGAAAAUUAUCAUUGAUCUUGAAACUUCACAGUCGUUGAGAGACAUUAAGGUUUCAUUUGCUCAAUUAGUGCUCCACAAUGUGAAUAAUAUUCAAUUAUCUCAUGUUCAGUCUCUUGAAUUAACAGAUCCUUCACUGCGAGUAGAGAUUGAUUUACAACAUUUUCCAAAUUUGAGCAAAUUGGAACUGUCAAAAAUUCAAAGUGAAAUCAAAAUUAUUGCACAAGGAAAUGAUGAAAGCGACAUGACACAAUCAAACAACAAGAAUGUGACACCACUCUAUCAUUCCAAUCUCCAACAUGUAUUCAUCAAUAUGGUAUAUUCCCUCCAUGUUCACAUGUAUCUCAUUGCUCCCAAAUUAAGAAGUUUCACCUUGACCAAUAUUUCUCAAACACAUCCAGAAUCGAAAAUUGAACUCGUUUCUACACCAAAGCUCAUUCGAAAAAUCAUCCACUUGAAUUUACACAAUUAG